AUGUCAGAAGUGCCGGAAUGUUCUCCAUACGCCGCACACUUGUUUGAUGUUGAAGACCCGUACACUCCAGUGCGGCACCUACCAGGACUGUGCUUCGCUUACUGCUCAGAAUUUCACAGCAAGUGCCAUUCUGUGGUCAAGUAUCUAACCAACAGCCGGACCCUGCUGGAGACGUGCGAGAAGGACCGCUCGCAUUUCUGCAACCUCAUUAACCUCGCUGACCAGGACUACUGCUACCCCAACGUCCUGAGGAACAAUGGCCUGUACAGCAAUCUGGGCAAGGUGGUGGAGGACACCAAAGGCUGCCUGCAGCUGUGCUUGACGGAAGUGGCCAAUGGGCUGAGGAACCCCGUGCUGAUGGUCCACAGUGGAGAUGAUAGCCACCGCAUGUUCGUGGCAGAGCAGAUUGGCUUCGUAUGGGUGUAUCUGAAAGAUGGCAGCCGCUUAGAGCAGCCCUUCCUGGACAUUAGCGGGGAGGUGUUGACCACACAGUGGCUGGGAGAUGAAAGAGGUUUCCUGGGUCUCGCCUUCCAUCCGAAGUACAGAAACAAUGGGCGCUUCUUCAUCUACUACUCCAUUUUGAUCAGCGGCAAGCUGGAGAAAAUUCGCAUCAGCGAGAUGAAGGUCUCGGCUCAUGACAUGAACGUGGCAGACCCCCAUUCAGAGAGAGUUCUUCUUGAGAUUGAGGAGCCUGCAGCAAACCAUAAUGGUGGGCAGCUUCUGUUUGGUCUAGACGGAUAUCUGUACAUCUUUACAGGGGACGGUGGAAAAGCAGGAGACCCUUUUGGAAAGUUUGGAAAUUCCCAAAACAGAUCAGCAUUGUUAGGAAAAGUGCUUCGGAUUGAUGUGGAUGGUAGCAGUAUAGAUGGGAAGCCCUAUAAGAUUCCUCCAGACAAUCCCUUUCUCGGAGAGCCUGAUGCAAAGCCAGAGGUCUAUGCCUAUGGUGUGAGGAAUAUGUGGCGCUGCUCAGUGGAUCGAGGGGAUCCACUCACUGGUUACGGGAGAGGGAGAAUAUUCUGCGGUGAUGUGGGUCAAAAUCGAUAUGAGGAGGUUGACAUCAUUGUGAAGGGAGGAAACUAUGGAUGGAGAGCCAAAGAAGGCUUUGAAUGCUUUGAUAUGAAAUUAUGCCAGAACUCUUCUCUAGAUGACAUUCUGCCAAUAUUUGCCUAUGGACACCAUGUUGGGAAAUCCGUAACUGGAGGUUACGUGUACAGAGGAUGCGAAUCACCCAACCUCAAUGGUCUUUAUAUUUUUGGAGACUUUAUGAGCGGACGAUUAAUGGCUCUGGAGGAGGUUAAGAAAUCUGGGAGUUGGAAGGAAAAGAAUGUGUGCAUGGGUGACACUAAAACCUGCUCUUUUCCUGGCCUUAUAAAUCAUCACCACAAGUUCAUCAUCUCAUUUGCAGAGGAUGAAGCGGGAGAACUUUAUUUUUUGGCGACCUCCUACCCAAGUGCAAUGUCUCCGUUUGGCACGCUUUACAAAUUCAUGGAUCCAUCCAGGAGGGCACCUCCAGGAAAAUGCAAAUACAAGCCACUUCCUGUAAAGGUCAGAGGGAAGAAAGUGCCAUUCACACCGCGAGAAUUGACUGUGCUUGGCAUAAGUGAAACCCCUACAAGAUCACCACUGGAAAAGAUCUUACUCCCCACUAAACCACCAGGCACACGCCAGCCCACAAGGGCCAAACCCACCACAUCUGCACCAAAGAAAAAAAUUCUGGCCAAAACCACUACAGCAAAGUUGAACCAAGAAAAGUCAAAGACGACGACUCAGGCAAAGGAGAAGCAAAUAAACACGAGCACAAAAACACUAAAGAAGGUUCCUCCUAACAAGAAGUCAUUGUUACAUACCAAGAAGGACAAACAAGCCACAGGAAAGCCAUCUCACAAUCCCAAACUGUCCAUAAAAGGAGCCCCGGAAAAAAAGAAAACUAAACCUCUCAAACCAACAAAACCAAAAGAUGUGACAAAGCCCAAGGUAAGCUUCAUCACAGCAUGA
Molecule: messenger RNA, 1995 nt
Organism: Sinocyclocheilus grahami
Lineage: Eukaryota; Metazoa; Chordata; Actinopteri; Cypriniformes; Cyprinidae
Product: HHIP-like protein 2
Exons: 10
Coding region: 1-1995 (664 amino acids)
Source: RefSeq, a predicted model, not a curated record